AUGAAUACGAGUGACAUUAAUAAAUCUGUUGUUCGCUAAUUUGAGAUGAUUCGUUAAUCUAUCGAAUUAGCCAACAUCGCCAAUGAUAGAAGAGCUAGUGUUGUCAGAAGCAGUGUACAAGAUAUAAAAGCAAAAAAACAUAGCUUAGAAAACUCAUGCAAUAAAGUAAGACACGUUAAUGAAGAAGUAGAAGAAAUUUAAAUAAAAUUCCCAAAAAAUGUUUCUUUUGACAAUAAGGCUUAAACUCCCUAAAAUAAUCCAAAAAUAGAACAAUAAAAUUAAGAAGAAAAAGUAGUCGCUUAAGUUGAAGGACAAUUUUCUGAUCAUCAUGUUAUCUCCUUAUAAGAACUCUAAAAUAGACUUGGAACAAAUUUUGAAAUGGGUCUUAGCUAAUAGCAGGCUCAUGAAUUAAAUUUAGCUUGUGGUGAUAAUAAAUUAACUCCUCCUAAAAAAACUCCAACAUGGAUUAAAUUUAUUAAAGAAAUUCUUCAUGGCUUUGCUAUUCUACUUUGGAUUGGAGCCUUCUUGAGUUUCUUGGCUUAUGGAUUAGAUGAGUCAGACCCAGCAAAUUUAUACUUAGGUAUUAUUAUAGUUAUUGUCAUUUUCAUGACAGGAGGUAUCACAUUUAUGUAAAAUGCCAAAAGUGAAGCCUUGAUGGAAUCUUUCAAAAACUUGAUGCCUUAAGACUGUAUUGUAAUUAGAGAUGGAAAAGAACUUAAGAUUUCUGCUGAAAAGUUAGUUGUUGGAGAUGUUGUUCGUGUAAAGUCUGGCGAUAAAGUUCCAGCUGAUAUUCGUAUAUUAACUAGUAACGAAAUGAAAGUUGAUAACUCUCCCUUCACAGGUGAGACUGAACCUUUGCUUAGAACUACUGAGUGUUCAAACUUGAAUCCUUUAGAAACCAACAAUUUAGCUUUCUUUGGUACUUUAUGCAAGGAAGGAUAAGGUAAAGGUGUAGUCAUCAACAUUGGUGAUCAAACUAUGCUCGGUAUGAUUUCUAAUCUUUCAUCUAUAGAAAAGUAAGUAAAAACUCCCUUAAGACAAGAAUUAGAUAGAUUUGUUCUCUACAUUUCAUUUAUUGCAGUCUUUUUGGCCAUUCUCUUGUUUGUUUUAGCCUUAUUUGUCUCAAAUUAAGGAGUAUUCCACAGUCUCUUACUUGGUAUAGGUAUUCUUGUUGCCAACGUCCCUGAAGGUUUAUUAGGUAGUGUUACUAUUUCUUUAGUUAUCACAGCAAAGCGUCUCCACAAUAAAAAUGUCUUAGUUAAGAAUUUAGAAGCAGUAGAGACUUUAGGAUCUACCUCUUGUAUUUGCUCUGACAAAACAGGAACAUUAACUUAAAAUGUGAUGACUGUUGAACAUAUGUGGUAUGAUAGAAAGACUAUUAGAGCAGUUAAUAAAUCUUAAAUAGCUUCUAAUAAAGUUUUAGAGUACAAUGAAAGUGAAAUUUGUUUUAGAGCCCUUCAUUAAGCAGCUAUCAUUUCAAGUGAAGCAAAAUUCGAUACAUAAGGUGUGAAGGACUAAUCUAAUAUUAAUUGGAUCGAUUGUCCAACUACUGGUGAUGCAACAGAAACUGGACUUAUCAGAUUUUAUUAAUAUAUUGAAAGUAUUGAUAAAACACGUUCGAAAUAUGUUGUACCAAAAAAUAAAGAUGGUGCAGAUGCAAAGAUGCCUUUCAAUUCCAGUUGUAAGUUUGCAUUAACAGUUGUUGAAGAAUAAAAUGAAAACUCAGAAUAUUGUGCAUACAUCAAAGGUGCUCCUGAAAAAAUUUGGACUUUCUGCAAGUACCUUUAAACUUCACAAGGAAGUGUACAAAUAAAUAGCUAAAUCAGUAAAGAAUUUAAGCAUGUCAAUCUCUAGUUUGGUAAAAGUGGAGAACGUGUUCUUGGUUUUGCCAAGCUCCAAUUCCCUAAGAGAGACUAUCCAAAGGGAUUUUAAUUCAAUCUUUCAAAUCCUUAAAACUUUAAUUUCUAACUUGAAGGCUUUACAUUUGUAGGAUUAGUUUCUUUAAUAGAUCCACCAAAACCCACUGUCCCUGCUUCAAUUUUAGAAUGUAGAUCUGCAGGUGUUAAGGUUAUUAUGGUAACAGGAGAUUAGCCUCCUACCGCUACAGAAAUAGCUCGUUAGGUCAACAUUAUUCCAAGAGGAGUUAAGACAGUAGAUGAAAUAGCUGAAGAAAGAUGUAUUGACUGGUAUGAAGCAAUAGAUUUGUCUGAUGCAAUAGUUGUUCAUGGAGAUAGAAUUGUAGAGUGUAUUUAAAGGAAAAUUGAUGAAGAUGGUAAUGAAGAUAACAAAUUCUAUUACCUCUAACAAUGGGUAUAAAAACCUUAUUGCGUCUUUGCUCGUACUACACCAGCUUAGAAACUCUAAAUUGUUUAAGCAUGCUAAUCAGUAGGAUUUAUUUGCGCAGUAACUGGAGAUGGUGUAAAUGACUCACCUGCAAUUAAAUAAGCUGAUAUUGGUAUUUCUAUGAAUUUAUCAGGCAGUGAUGUAACAAAGGAUGCUGCUGAUAUGAUUCUACUUAAUGAUGAUUUUUCUUCUAUUGUUACUGGUAUUGAAGAAGGUAGAAAGAUUUUCGAUAACAUCAAGAAGACAAUCAUUUAUAUUUUAACUUCAAACAUCCCUGAACUUAUUCCUUUUGUCGCUUUUAUUAUCUUGAGAAUUCCUUUAGCUAUAACAAAUAUAUAUAUGAUUUGUAUUGAUAUUGGUACUGAUAUUCUUCCUUCCUUGUCUCUCGGUUAUGAAGAAGCUGAAAUCGAUAUCAUGACUCGUAGACCUCGUAAAAAAUUCGAGCAUUUAGUUUCUAAUAAAGUUAUAUUCCAUGGCUAUGUAUUGAUGGGAGCUAUUUCAGUCGGUAGUGGUUUCGCUGCAUUUUAUACAACUAUGAACCACUUUGGAUUCCCCAUACUUUCUUUAUUCGGACUUUCUACUAUUUAUGUAUAUGAACCUAAUUUGAGCUUUAGAUAAAACUCUCAAUUUAGUGACUAAAUUAAAUCAUUAGCUUAUUCUAGAAGAGAACAUGACACAAUCUUCCCAAGAGCUAUAAAUCCAACAGAUCUAAAUUUAGCUAUUAAUCCAUACUAUAAUCAAUUCUUUAUGUAUUUAGAUGGCUAAAAUUCAUGCAGAUACGACUUAAAUGUAGAAGAUGCAUCUGGUAAAAAUGCUUACACAUAUAGUCAAAUAGAUUGGGUAAAACUUGAUGAAGGCAAAAAAGAUUUACGUACCAUGCUUGUAUAUUGCGAUGAAUAAACUGAUCAAUGGACAGCUUUGAUUACAUGGUCAAUGUGCGAUACAACCGAUGACUUAAAUAAAUCUCCUCUUACAGAUUUAAAUGCAUGCUACACCACUGAUGCAUUGAAAUAUGGUCAAACUGCUUGGUUUAUAGCUGUUGUAUUCUUUUAAUGGACUAAUAUCUUUGCUGUUAAAUCUAGAAAACUCUCCUUCGUAUUUACUCCCUUUAACAAAGUUAUGAUAUCAGGUUUAGUUCUUGAAACUUUCUUAUGUAUUCUUAUUUCAGAAGUACCUGGAUUUUAAGAUGUCUUUGGAGGAAGACCCCUUGCUUUCUGGUAAUGGGGUAUACCUUCCUUCCCAUUCACAAUAUUUUAUUUAAUUUGGGAAGAAACAAGAAAAUAUUUAAUCAGAACCAACAAAUGGUUCGAAAAAUGGUCAUUAUGGUGA
Molecule: messenger RNA, 3672 nt
Organism: Tetrahymena thermophila SB210
Lineage: Eukaryota; Ciliophora; Oligohymenophorea; Hymenostomatida; Tetrahymenidae
Product: Na,H/K antiporter P-type ATPase alpha subunit family protein
Exons: 3
Biological process (GO): intracellular potassium ion homeostasis; potassium ion import across plasma membrane; sodium ion export across plasma membrane
Cellular component (GO): membrane
Molecular function (GO): ATP binding; P-type sodium:potassium-exchanging transporter activity; ATP hydrolysis activity
Source: RefSeq, a predicted model, not a curated record